AUGAUUCCUUCGUUGUAUCGUCUAGCAAUGAAGACAUGUGUCAAAGGUAUGGUGAAUCGCUCGAAGAAAGCUGCUGCCCGGGCCAACAACAAGCUGCACAAUCUACCGGCCAGCGUACUGAUGGAAAUUAUCGAGGAGAUGUCACCUUAUUCGGUGUUGAGUAGAACUCUUCAUCGGGAACUGUCCGAUCCAGAUUUGUUCAUUAGACUGUUCAUGGCCAACGGCACAAUUCGUAUGAGAUUGGAGAGAUGUUUGGCCGAAGCAAGUCUGAUAGGAAAGUCAGUACUUCCUGAUGUCGUUAGGAAUUGGUGCAAAGUAAUGGGCAGUGAUACAUCGGUCAGAUCAGUUUCUCUGCAAUAUACCCAGGGUGUGCUGGAGCUCGGUACAUAUCUACACGAGGGUGGUUGGGCUCAUCAAAGUGUUAAAGUGCUCCGCAUUGCUUUGCGAAUGAUUCCGAAGGAUAAUCCAUCUUUAAAGAUUGAAUGUGUUCAAAAAAUUCUUCGAGCUGAAGGAAGCGCCCUCUUAAGAGCGAAAGCUGAUGUGACUUGUAACAAAUUGUUAGCAAUGAUCGCAGACAACGCAGAAGAUGAAGUUCGCCUGAAAGUGUUCUUGGAAGUGGCGAACCACCAUUAUAAGGCCCAGCGCUACGAAGAAAGCGAUCGCUGGACUUUGAAGGCUCUGGAGCUGAUCUCCGAAACGACUAAAGCCGAAAUAAUCAUCGAAUUCUUGCAACUGAAGGCGCUUUAUCUCUUCCGUACAAGACACAAUGAUACUGCAAACUUGGUCAUCAGGCAAGCCAUCUACCGUGCUCGACAAACCUUCGGACAUCAUCAUCGACGUUACGCUGAUACGUUGUAUACUUAUGGUGUUAGUUUGCUGAGAACCAAUUGCUGCUGGAACGCCAUACAAAUUCUACUAGAGCUGCUCGGAAUCAUAACCUCAUUGUAUGGGAAAUUCACGCCACAUGUGGAAGACAUCGAAAGUUAUUUGGCGUUUGGGUUCAAUCGUCUGUCACAAGCUACUGGAAGAAUAGGUCCCAACCAAAACCGCAUUCAUAAUACGAUUAGACUGGCAGAAACAAUCAUGCGAUAUCGCGGCUUGGCCUGCCACUUCGGAGCGGUUAGAACAAUGAUCAUAAGAGGCCGGGAUGAUUUUUUGGAUGCGUCGGACAAGAACCGGAUCGCCGGAGUGAAUGAUAACGAAAUUCUUCCCGUCGAGGAAAUCAAACAACUGUGCUUUCAAUUGAGUGAGAAUUUUUCAUUAGGCGAACCUAGUAGAAAGUGA
Messenger RNA from Aedes aegypti (yellow fever mosquito), 1284 nucleotides. Its product is annotated as amyloid protein-binding protein 2-like. Gene Ontology annotation, biological process: intracellular protein transport. The transcript has a single exon. Gene Ontology annotation, molecular function: protein binding. Lineage: Eukaryota; Metazoa; Arthropoda; Insecta; Diptera; Culicidae. The coding region runs from base 1 to 1284 and encodes 427 amino acids. The record is from RefSeq and is a predicted model, not a curated record.